AUGAAAGGUGUCUACGUUCGAACGGCUCCUUUCAGGUCUCUUAUACAGGAUGACGGUGAAAAGGACUGGGACGCUACAUCGUGUUCCACGUGCUACCUUUCUGUCCUCUACACAUCCCUCUUCAAUGGCGCGGCAUGGGUUCAAACAAAACAAAGUUUUGAAAACGUCAAUAAGCAAACUUCCACCCGAUCUCCUCUUCCGACUCGGCCCUCAUUAGAUGUCACCACAAACACCAACAGUCUAGAGCGAGGACCAUCUCUCGGGUUUCCGGAAUGCGUCUGUGUUAACGCUAAACUUUGUCCUCCUGGUUUGCCCCCUUUAUCAAUCCCUUACAAAUCCCCUAUCUUCAGCUUCAGCGACCUUAGCUUCACGCUGAUAUCGGCCAAUCGAACUGGGGAGAAGCCAAAUUCUGAAGGAUACCUCGAAACCCAAAGUCUCAGAGUUAGCCGUCUCUCAGAUAAUAUGGCCUUCCUUACGGGGGUACUCAAAUACCCUUAUACUGCUCGGUUACGUCCCAAUACAACUUUACAAGUAUUUACCGGCAGGAUGGAUACACCUGAACAGAUGCCGAUAUCAGUAUCUUGCUCUAUUAAAGCCGAGUAUCUACUCGAAGAGAUCUGCUUACAAAGAGCAUUCGGUAUGUUUGAAGACGGAAGGUUUUAUCCGGGCGGCAAAUCCAUCAUUCCAAGCCUGAAGAAUCUUCAGAGACUAGCAGAUGAUACAUGGCUAUCAUUUGGCGUCAGCAAAGACGGGCGCAACUUCGAUAUUCAGAAAUAUCCGGGGUGGUUUUGGUGA
Molecule: messenger RNA, 795 nt
Organism: Fusarium venenatum
Lineage: Eukaryota; Fungi; Ascomycota; Sordariomycetes; Hypocreales; Nectriaceae
Source: RefSeq, a predicted model, not a curated record